AGCAGGAGGAGGAGGUGUCCGGAGUCAGCCGGGAGGCGGAGGAGAUAUGACUGCGCUGGCGGGGUCGAUCCCGAGGAUGAUGCGACCCACGCUGGCUCAGAACUACCCACGAGGCGGCUUCCCACUGGAAGUGUCCACGCCGCUGGGUCAAGGCCGAGUCAACCAGCUCGGAGGAGUUUUCAUCAACGGCAGACCUUUGCACCACAUCCGACACAAGAUCGUGGAGAUGGCGCAUCACGGCAUCAGGCCGUGCGUCAUCUCCCGACAGCUCCGCGUCUCCCACGGCUGCGUGUCCAAAAUCCUGUGCCGGUACCAGGAGACGGGUUCCAUCAGACCCGGGGCCAUCGGGGGCAGCAAACCAAAGCAGGGAACGACGCCGGAUGUAGAGAAGAGAAUCGAGGAAUACAAGCGGGAAAACCCGGGAAUGUUUAGCUGGGAAAUCCGGGAUAAAUUACUAAAGGACGGAAUAUGUGACCGCAGCAACGUCCCUUCAGUGAGCUCCAUCAGUCGCAUCAUGCGGAGUAAAUUCGGGGGAAAAGCCGAUGAUGAAGAUGAAGAUGAAAUGGAGAAGAAAGAGCUGGAGGAGAACGAUCGGAGGGCCAAACACAGUAUUGAAGGCAUCCUAGGAGACAGAUCGAGUCACUCAGACGAGGGUUCCGACAUGGAGUCUGAGCUCAACCUGCCAUUGAAAAGGAAGCAGCGGCGCAGUCGGACCACCUUCACAGUGGAGCAGCUGGAGGAGCUGGAGCGGGCGUUUGAGAGAACACACUACCCCGACAUCUACACCAGGGAGGAGCUUGCACAGCGGGCCAAACUGACUGAAGCCAGGGUGCAGGUAUGGUUCAGCAACCGUCGAGCGAGGUGGAGAAAGCAAGCAGGAGCCAAUCAGCUGAUGGCAUUUAAUCACCUGAUCCCAGGAGGCUUCCCACCCUCAGCCAUGCCUGGUAUCGCCCCCUACCAGCUCUCCGAAAGCACCUACCCCCCCUCAUCUGUAGCACAAGUAUCGGAGUCUCCCAACACGGUGCAUCGGCCUCAACCGCUCCCUCCAUCCUCUGGCCACCAGGUGUCUGCUGCAGGAGGACAGGGGGAAGGAGGCUCUGCGUACUGCCUCGCCUCCGGAAGACACUCUUUCUCAGGAUACUCAGACAGCUUUGUGGGCCCCGGGGGGCCCAACAAUCCCAUGAACCCCGCCAUAGGAAACGGACUCCCUCCACAGGUGAUGGGCCUGUUGAAUCCCGGCGGAGUUCCACAUCAACCCCAAAGUGACUAUGCCAUCUCACCGUUGACGGGUGGUCUUGAGCCCCCUGCUGGAAUAACCACCAGCUGCAGCCAGCGCAUGGAUCACAUUAAGGGUCUGGAGGGUCUGACCAGUGUCCCCUCCAUGUCAGCUUUGCCCUCCCUGCCCAGCUCCCAGUCUUACUGCUCGCCCUCCUACAGCUCACCAGGCUACACCGUUGACCACGUGGCUUCUUACCAGUACAACCAAUAUGGACAAAGUGCCCUUCCUUAUCUGAGGCCUGAAAUCACCUGAUACGAUGACAUCACAGCAUUGGAAAACCUGUUUUACUGGGACCAAAACAACAGUUUCCAUAUGACAAUUUUUAAUCGGCUAACAAACAAAAAAUGAAGGGACCGCAAGAAGAAAUAGCAGACCAAAAACUAUUGAUUUACCAAGCACAUUCCUGCAUCAGUGUUGAAAAUAAAAGACGGAGAUCCCAACAGGUGUGUCACAUCCAUUAAUGAUUAAUGUGGUUCUUCUUUCACCACAUUCUGAGUUGCAGACACCUGCUGUUUCGUUGCAGAGGCUCUAAGCCAACCCAGUGACCAAAACCCGCUGACGUGCUUUUUGCCAGUCUGUGGUCACAGCCAGUCAGUCUUUGAGCUGAUACUUGAAGCAACAUGUUUAUAUGCCCGAGGGCCCCACCAGUCCGCGUGUCUCAUCUCCAAAUGGGAUCUCCUCAAGGAGAAAAGAAAGUGUUUUUUUUUCAUUUUAUUGGACACGGCUUGUAUUUGAGAUUUCUGUAUCUCACGCACAAAGGAAAAAUUUCAGCGAUAAUGAAAACAAGCGCACCAGCAAAUGUGGAUUUUAUUGUCAGAAACAGCUGUAAAAGUACAACACGGCCAAACUGCAGAGGAAGUCAGUUCAAGCAUUCCCCUUAGACCCCCUUCCCUCCGCUCCCUCUUGUCUUUUCUUGUGUCUUCCCUCUCAUUGAUGCUUUUGACAGUGAGUGUGGCAGGGAUCUCGGUCUUUUGUAGUUUUUGGAGAGGACUCGGGGAGGUCAGGGGGUGACGUUAGGGAAAGUGGCAGAUUAGAGGAGGGCAGCGGGGACGUGGCUUUGAGACCGAUAGGCAAGAUCGAUCACAGGGUGAAAACCUUUUAAAGAUCUUCUCCCAGCCUGAAAAAGACUCCGGGUCACAAGUCACGACCGAAAGACACUUGAGAAAUCAAGAGACUAAGAGAGUUUAGACUACACACAGGCAUUCUCACUGCGGAACCGAAGUGCAAUAUCAUAUAUCUGACAGUCAACAUCACCAUUUAAAUGCUUAAAAACAAAAAAGUGCCUCCUAAAGCCUUAGAAACAUUUUGGUUUCACACUCUGGAUACUUUCAUGCUCAGAUAUGUGACUUUGAAUUUUUUUGGGACCAAAUAAAAGAUACUCCUAAAGGUAAAGACGUUUACUUGAAUGCAACUGGAUGGGUUUUUAGUUUGGAUUUCAAAAUGACAGCCCGAAAUGAGCCUAAAAUGAGUUCAGUUACUUUCCAGUAAAUUUGUUCCUAGAGGUCCAAUACAACCAUGUCCACACGUGUGUAAUCACAACAGUAGUAUGAAGAAAAUAAAUGAAUCCAAGGUCAACAGCCAGUUUCCAGGAAUGACAAAGCCAAAAUUGUAUUUUAAUGUUGCAUUGUUUGGGAUUGUUUUGAUGCAGAAAGCAGGACACAAAUUAGUUUUUUUAAAGGGGUCAUAUUGUACACAUUUCAUUCAAUCAAAUAUAGGUCAACAACUGUUAGUCACAAAAGCUGCAUUUUAUAUAUAACUUUAACCCUAAGGACCUGAUUAUUACGCCUCCUUCCUGAAAGCAGGGGGAGCAGGAGUACACUAAAAACAAACAAACAAACAAACAAAAAACAACACAGGCUCAACAAAAAAGUAUAAGGUAACAAUUUGCUUGGCUCAUUUAAAGUAAUUCCAUUGUUGAGUAAAUGCCAUGAAAGUAAAACUAAUUCAAGUUUGUUUAGUUAAGCAUUUAUUUCAGUAGUUUAGUACAGUUAAUUUGCUUUGUCCUCUACAAAGUUAAUUAAGUUGGACCAACCUAAUUACAAGGUUUUAGAGUUAUUAAGCAGUCAAAUAAUUUCAUUGGUUAUUCUAACUUCUUUAUUUUACUUCCAUUCUACUCUGGAAUAUCCAUAUAAAUCGAUAACU
Molecule: messenger RNA, 3421 nt
Organism: Thalassophryne amazonica
Lineage: Eukaryota; Metazoa; Chordata; Actinopteri; Batrachoidiformes; Batrachoididae
Gene: pax3b
Product: paired box 3b
Biological process (GO): anatomical structure development; regulation of transcription by RNA polymerase II
Molecular function (GO): RNA polymerase II cis-regulatory region sequence-specific DNA binding; DNA-binding transcription factor activity, RNA polymerase II-specific
Source: RefSeq, a predicted model, not a curated record